AUGCUCUCCAAGCUCAAGAGAACGUGCAGGCAUAUUAUUGGGUCCUCGGACGAGGAUAUCCCUGUCAUUUCGUCGCGGGACUGGGCCGAGAACCUUGCGCAAAAUCCUACUCGUCGAGUGGUCGACUAUGUGACGAGUCUCUUCCCGAUCUUCAGCUGGAUCACCCGCUACAGUACGCAUUACGUUCGUUCUCCCCCCUUCUACUGUGGCGCUGAGUUCUCGCCCAACGCUGCCUUCGGAAUCACCAGGCUCGUGUCUCUGUACGCCAUCCGUUGGAUUUGUGACCGCCUCUCCAAGCGCUACCCUACCAAAGCACGAUUCUUCUUCUUCAUGUCCGUCUUCCGGAACGCGUUCGUCAUCGUCGUUCUCACGAUCGGAUCCUGGCUGUUUACUCGCUACUGGAAGGGGUCUGACGGCGAGUACCCCAUUAAGAUCCUGCAGGACGUGCCGAGGGGCUUCAAGCACCUGGGCCAGCUGAUUAUCGACCCAGAGCUUGUGAAGGCGCUUGCCGGGGUGAACGGGUACAAGAUCGAUCCCAACCAGGAACUCAUCGUCAUCGGCGUGACCAACACCAUCGGCACGCUCUUCGGCGCGUGCCCUGCUACAGGCUCCUUCUCGCGCUCCGCCCUGCAGUCCAAGUCCGGCGUGCGCUCGCCCGCGUCCGGCCUCUUCAGCGCCGUCGUCGUAAUCGUCGCGCUCUACGGCCUCACCCCCGCGUUCUUCUGGAUCCCGUCCGCCGCACUCUCCGCGGUGUACUCCUUCUGGUGCGUGUCCCCCGUCGAGCUCGUCAUCUGUGUCGCGUCUGUACUCGUCACCGUGUUGGCGACGAUCGAGGACGGGAUCUACACGUCCGUCGCCGCGUCGCUCGCGCUGCUCCUCGUGCGCCUCGCGCGUCCGCGCGGGCACUUCUUCGGGCGCGUCACGCUGCACAACACGAACCAGUCCAGCUCGCGCGACGUGUACAUCCCGCUGAGCCCGAACAAGUUCUUGAUGAACGAACGUGUGAAGGUGUACUCGCCAUCGCCCGGCGUGGUCGUGCAUCGCUUCGAGGAGAGCUUCCUGUACCCGAACUCGUCGCUCGUGAACGACGCGAUCGUGGACUUCGCGAAAGCGCACACGCGCCGCGGGCGCGACAUGACUAGGGUCAAGUCUGGGGACCGCCCGUGGAACGACCCGGGCAAGAACAACGAGGUCGAGGACAACGCCGAGAAGCCGCUGCUGCGCGCCGUCGUGAUGGCCUUUCUCGACAGCUUGCGAGGUCCGUAUGUAAAUGUAGCAUAA
Molecule: messenger RNA, 1281 nt
Organism: Trametes versicolor FP-101664 SS1
Lineage: Eukaryota; Fungi; Basidiomycota; Agaricomycetes; Polyporales; Polyporaceae
Exons: 5
Coding region: 1-1281 (426 amino acids)
Biological process (GO): transmembrane transport
Cellular component (GO): membrane
Molecular function (GO): sulfate transmembrane transporter activity
Source: RefSeq, a predicted model, not a curated record